UAUUUACAUAAUAAAUGAUAACACUUUUUCUUUUUAGAUGAAUUAAAUUUAGUUAAAUAAUGUUUCAAAUCAGCUUAUACCAGAUUUUCAAAUAUUGACAUUUAAUUAAGCACGAUGAAUUAAUUUAGAUAUUAACAUUUUAAUUAUUUAAGUUGUUUAAUCUAGUAUGUCUGAAGAAAACACAGUCUUAGAAGGAUUUCUUUGUCCCAUUUGUAAAGUUGACUACGGUUUAGAUCUCAAACUAUUUUUGCAUUUUCAGGAAGCUCAUGGUGAAGAUCAGGAUCUAGUAAAAUCUUUUAAAGAUUUAUUUGGUAAAGCUAAAGAAAAAAUUAUGAAAAAUGAUAUUAUAAAAAAAGAAGAACGCAGAAAUACAUGGCUUCCCCAAGAUAUAGGAGAAACUAGAUCCCAUAACAAUUAUUUUAAAAUUUGUCGAAAUAAAUGGGUUGAACAUUUUGUAAUGAAAACUAAUAAAAUAAUUGUUAGACUUGAAAAACUACUGUCUAAAUUGCCCACUGAACCUAAUAAGCGGAAAAUUCAUGAACAAUGUGUGGUACAAUGGCUAGAUGGAACAGAUGUCAAACGUUGUCCAGAAUGCACUAGAUCAUUUAACAUUACACGACGGCAACAUCAUUGUAGAUUAUGUGGAUCAAUAAUUUGUAAUGAAUGCAGUUGUUUUUUACCACUUUCAAAAGCUUAUGAGGCAAUUAAUGAAGUUCCGAAUGAUUAUACAAUGAAUCUUACUAUUAGUUUUCGACUUUGUGUUCAUUGUGGUCAAGUAUUAGAAAACCGAGAACAAAUUAAGUAUCGUGACCAAAAACCUUCAAUCUGUGAUUAUUAUGAAAAAAUUAUGGAAUGUCGUAGCAAAAUAGAAAAUGAUCAACUUAUUAAAUUCUAUCAGAUUUAUAAUUUAUUGCAAGAAGGUGAUACCUCAAAAUUAUCAGAAGCAAACAUAAUUAGAAGUAAUAUAGUGAAAUUAGUUGAAACAAUUGAUGUCAUCAGUAAUAGAAUAUUAAAAUUGGAUACUGAUUCUCAAUCUUCAAAAGUAACUUCUAAAAAUAUAAAGCUAGCUAUGGUACAGUAUAUAAGAACUACAGUACUUUCGAUUCCUGCUUUACCUUCUUUGCAACAAGUUGAAGAAAUUGCAAAAAAAAAAAGAGAAACUUCAGAAUCUCAACUUCGAAAUAGCCAAGAAUUUUCACCAAGCAAUUUAAAACUGAAUUAUAAUUAUCCACAACAAACAUUAAAAAAAGACACUAGUAGGGUGACACUUGAAGAUGGUUGGAGUCCAAUCACAAGCUCUAACAUCAAUUCGGAGAAUCCAAUGAUAGAACAAAUGAAUAUAAUUAAGAAUUACAUUAAACAAGCAAAAGAAGCUUGUCGUUUUGAUGAUGUAGCUAGUCUUGAAAAAAAUUUGCAAGAGUUAAAUGAAGAAUAUUUUAGAUCACAAAAUUAAUUUUUAAUUUUUCAAAUAAAUUUUAUUAAAUAAUGCAAAUUGAUGAUAUUAUUUACACUUUUAUCACAAUAGAAAUAUAAAAUUAUAACUUAAUAAUCAAUGGUUACAUAUAUGUCUAAAUAUCAC
Molecule: messenger RNA, 1579 nt
Organism: Daktulosphaira vitifoliae (grape phylloxera)
Lineage: Eukaryota; Metazoa; Arthropoda; Insecta; Hemiptera; Phylloxeridae
Gene: Rbsn-5
Product: rabenosyn-5
Exons: 9
Coding region: 167-1453 (428 amino acids)
Molecular function (GO): metal ion binding
Source: RefSeq, a predicted model, not a curated record